Malaya genurostris is the source of this 3750-nucleotide messenger RNA. RefSeq names its product galactosylgalactosylxylosylprotein 3-beta-glucuronosyltransferase P. The coding region runs from base 1219 to 2445 and encodes 408 amino acids. Gene Ontology annotation, cellular component: Golgi membrane. NCBI's taxonomy places the organism in Eukaryota, Metazoa, Arthropoda, Insecta, Diptera, Culicidae. The record is from RefSeq and is a predicted model, not a curated record. Gene Ontology annotation, biological process: chondroitin sulfate proteoglycan biosynthetic process; carbohydrate metabolic process. Gene Ontology annotation, molecular function: galactosylgalactosylxylosylprotein 3-beta-glucuronosyltransferase activity. The transcript has 6 exons.
UGCGGUCCGCUUGAUGGUAUCAGUCGGUUCGCAGCUUUGAUCGUAACGGGACGUGACAUUUCGCAGUCGCUGCUGUAAUUGAGUGAGAGCCUCGAUCAAAUCACCCACUUCCGGUUGCCUAACCAGCAGUUGCGUUCGCUAGGUGAGCAGCAAAACACAAGAUAGUUUUGUUAGUUAGUUAUAACCUAAUUAACAUUAGACGUACCUCUAGUGGAUCGAAGCAGUAGCCGAAUUAUCGAUCCGAAAGCAUUCUGUGCAGCAUCAAACGGAACGGAAAAGUUUUUGAUGUUGAUGUAGAGUGCAAUUGACCACCAAGUUUACUGGCGAGCAAGGCCGAGCCCGUGUAAAUUGACCGAAGGUAAAAAUAUACCCCUGCCCAAUGUGAGAGCUGCUGCAGAUAUGUAGGAGCAACGAGGGAAAUUCACACUCGAAACUCUACCGUGAACUCUCCGAAGUGGGCUACCGGUGUGUGUGUGUUUGCGUGUGUCCGGACGAGAACGUUUUCCACCGUUGCGAGUGGAAACCAGCCGUUGAGACCAGUGUGUAUAUGUGUGUGUUCGAUGCGACAGGACCUCCGCUGUUUACUGAGGUGUGUCGGUGUAUUAAAUACUCGUUUGUUUUGGCCCGCCACAGCAAGAGUGGAAAUAGUCUGGCCUGGCCUGGUCUGCCGACGGCACCAAAGGAUCAUUGAAACGGAAUCAAGCUAUCUGUCAAGGUUCGUUGUGUUUCCGGCUCUGUGCCGACAGAUCCGCUCGUAGGUGUAGCAAAGGAAAUAGUGAUAUCCGGGCUGAUUUUUGUUUUCUUCGACGUGGAAAAGAAGGUAUUAUCUAUGUGCAUAAUUUGGAUGAUACCAGUGUGAUAGGUGUAAACUGUUCGGAGUGAAGGUGUAAUAUAAUCGUAUUACUCGAACUAGGACGGAAGUGUCGUUCAGCUGAGAUUUGACUGUUUGACUGUCGGUGAGCUACGAGUCCCUGGUGGCCUCGAAUGAGGAGUAAUAGCAAGGCGACCGAGUUCGGCUAGCUUGCUUUGAAAGUUCAAAGAUCUAAAUGCCUCAUAGCAGCCGUCCGAUCGUAGGCCUUCGGAGGCUGCAAGCGCACAGACGCCGCCAUUGAACGGCGACCACAGCCCAAGUUGCCCCGUUACGGUGGCACAAAGUCCCCCGGCGGGCUCGACUUGCCCAACACCGUACCGUACCGGAUUUUGCAUUCCCUGGGAAGAAUGAUCAAAUCCUACAAACUGUACCUGACACUGCUGAUCAGUUCGGUGUUCAUUAUCCUGUGUCAAAAUCAGAUCUCGAUAGCGAAUUUUGUGAGCACUUCUUCAGCCGCUACAGCUGGCAGCCAUGUGCUCGCUGCAGGCGAUCCGGCUUCCGCCGUAGCAGAAGCCCUAAUCGAUCUGUCCGGUGAUGAUCGGGUACCGGCCAUUGCGGAUAAGAUCCGAUCACGGAGUCUCACAUUCAACGAUGUCCGACCGGGCCCGGGUACAAAAUCAACCGAUCGUACGACUACUACCUUAGGCACCAGUAGUAGCAGUAGUACUAGCAGCACUGUUAGUAGCACUGCAAGUUCUAGUACGUCGACUAGUACAACAACGUCCACGACAACCACUGCAGCACCUACCACAAGUGAUGGAUCGGCGCACAGUGAACAAUCAUCUAGUAGUAAUGGGAUUCCCCUCAAAUUCCCCGUGGACACCCGGCUGUUGCCCCCGCUGUACAUCAUCACACCGACCUAUCGACGACCGGAGCAGUUGGCGGAAAUAACCCGGCUCGGCUACACACUCAAACACGUCCCGAAUCUGUUCUGGCUGAUUGUGGAGGACGCCGAAAGCCGGACCGAAGCCGUAACAAGACUGCUGAAGCAAAUCAAUGUGCCAUUCGUUCAUCUCACAGCUCCCAUGCCGGCCAAAUACCGCAAAAUGAAGGUUAAACCACGUGGUGUAUCGAAUCGAAACCGAGGUCUGAAGUGGAUUCGAGCAAAUGCAACCGAAGGUGUACUCUAUUUUGCCGAUGACGACAAUACGUACAAUUUGGAAAUAUUCGAACAGAUGCGUUACAUUCGCAAAGUGGGCAUGUGGCCGGUCGGACUAAUCUCCAAGUACGGCGUAAGCAGUCCGAUCGUUGUCAACGGUUCGAUAACGGGUUUCUACGACGGCUGGAUCGGCGGUCGGAAGUAUCCUAUUGAUAUGGCCGGAUUCGCCGUCAGUGUUAAAUUUCUACUGUCUCGACCGAAAGCGGAAAUGCCAUUCAAGGCUGGUUACGAAGAGGAUGGCUUCCUGCGAAGUUUGGAUCCGUUGGAUUUGAAGGAAAUCGAUCUGCUGGCCUACAACUGUACGGAGAUACUCACGUGGCACACACAAUCCAAGAAAAAUCCUCCCGCAUUACCACUAAACUUGACAAAACAUGGUUCAACCAACCUGGUGAAAUUGACCCGAACAUUAGUUUAGAUGUAUUAGGUUAGGAUGAGGGAUGGACGGAAGCAGAACUCAAGUAAUAUUCGCCGAAAGGGAAUUGCAAUAAUUGAAUGCCAUAACGAAUCACAGGAAUUAUUUCCAAUGAUAUGGAACGAGGAGAGAGGAAUACUUUAUCAUAGGUGCUAUAUUUGAAUUUUACACUUAAAAAUGAUAAAAGAAUCUCUAUUCACAGCUUUUGAUUUAAAGCAAAUAAGUUUCGAUUCCAAAGUAGAUAUCUAAUCGUUCAAAGGGGUACUUAAAAUUAGGCGGUGAUAUGAAAAAAAAGUGGAACAGGAUAAGAACAUUGAGAUUGGUUUCAUCGAAUUCGACAUCCCCUAGCAAUGAAGACAUUCAAAUAAAAUAAACAAACAAGUUAUAUUGUAUUAUAUGAACCUUUAGAUAGGCGUUAUACCAAAAAUUACUAAAAACAAUCUAAUUUUAGUAAACUUCCAUUGCAGAUAUCUAUGCGUGUGAAUUGAACUGACCAAUCACUUCUUGAUUGAAAAGUUCCUCUCUUGUUGUACAUACAUAUGUUCCUUAUGCAUUGUUUGUUAGAUAAAUCCAUUCGAAUACUAAAGUCGAGUAAGGUCGACCGUUUGUCUAAUAACACAAACAACAGAAAUCUUAAAUUGCUAACUUUUCUAAUUAAAUUGCUAACUUUUCUAAUGCGAGCAUCUUCUUGUAAGCCAUGUACAUACUUUUAUGGACGAGCGAAACUCUCCAUCCAUAUCUAUACAAUAUUCUUUUUUCGACUUAGUGUAGCUAUUCCAAAGAAUUAAACCAAACAUAUUGUCCAGAAUCUCUACAGGAAGAGGCAAAUAUCAUUAAGCUAUUGUGCACCCAGUGCGGAAACGAAGUUACGACGAUGACAAGAGCAAUCUCAAAAGAACAGAAAAUAAACGAAGCAAAAUGCUCACAUGUAUUUCUUAUCGUAGUUAGUAAUGAUUAGCUCUAAUGUUGAACCGAUAAAAGCGGUGCCCAAGCGCCAUACGAAUGUAAUCAAGAUGAACCCAAAACGAGCUUGUCCAAGGGAAAAACUGUACCAGUACUACAAACAUACCAUUCGCUAUUUCCAUGUACAUUAUCGCCUUCAACUAUAGUUGAAUAGUUAGUUUAUUACGCUAACCAGCUGUACUAGCUAUUAAGUCCAAGCAUUUGGACUUUGCAGAGGGCAUAAAAAAGAUCUUCCGUUCUGUUUCAGUUGAUUAGUUCUUUCCGAAUAGUACUUUGAUUGUGAUUCUAAAACAGAAAACCUUUACAUGAAUGAAAAUAUCAAUAAACGAUGUUUCAAACAAUUUC